AUGAACCGAAUUUUCGGUAAGGCCAAGCCUAAAUCACCUUCUCCAAACUUAUCUGACUGCAUCGGAAAUAUUGAUGCAAGGACAGAAUCUAUUGAUAAGAAAAUCGCAAGACUUGAUGCAGAACUGCUCAAAUACAAGGACCAGAUGAAGAAGAUGAGGGACGGCCCAUCAAAGAACACGGUGAAACAGAAGGCUAUGAGAGUUCUGAAGCAGAAACGGAUGUAUGAAGGUCAAAGAGAUCAGCUAGCUCAGCAGUCCUUUAAUAUGGAACAGGCCAACUAUACCAUCCAGUCACUAAGGGACACAAAAACAACAGUGGAGGCUAUGAAGAUUGGAGCGAAGGAAAUGAAAAAGGCUUAUAAACAAGUGAAAAUAGAUCAAAUUGAGGACCUACAAGACCAGCUGGAAGAUAUGAUGGAAGAGGCCAAUGAAGUACAGGAAGCCCUUAGUCGCAGUUAUGGCACACCUGACAUUGAUGAGGAUGAGCUUGAAGCAGAACUGGAUGCUCUUGGAGAUGAGUUGCUGUUGGACGAUGACACCUCUUACCUGGAUGAAGCCUCAUCUGCCCCUUCCAUACCAGAAGGCAUGCCUAGCGACAGCAAAACCAACAAGGAUGGUGUCCUUGUUGAUGAGUUUGGUUUACCACAGAUUCCUGCCACAUAAGGGAGGGAACGAUGGUGCUCUCUGACAAAGAACAUUUUAUACGAUU
Messenger RNA from Chanos chanos (milkfish), 709 nucleotides. RefSeq names its product charged multivesicular body protein 5a (gene chmp5a). Gene Ontology annotation, cellular component: multivesicular body. The transcript has 8 exons. NCBI's taxonomy places the organism in Eukaryota, Metazoa, Chordata, Actinopteri, Gonorynchiformes, Chanidae. Gene Ontology annotation, biological process: late endosome to vacuole transport via multivesicular body sorting pathway; vesicle budding from membrane. The coding region runs from base 1 to 663 and encodes 220 amino acids. The record is from RefSeq and is a predicted model, not a curated record.